Messenger RNA from Brassica oleracea var. oleracea, 717 nucleotides. RefSeq names its product cytochrome b5 isoform B-like. Gene Ontology annotation, molecular function: heme binding. Bases 56 to 460 code for a protein of 134 amino acids. The record is from RefSeq and is a predicted model, not a curated record. Gene Ontology annotation, cellular component: membrane; intracellular membrane-bounded organelle. Lineage: Eukaryota; Viridiplantae; Streptophyta; Magnoliopsida; Brassicales; Brassicaceae. The transcript has 3 exons.
UCACCUUUAAAUUUCAAGUGUCAGGUAUUGGUGGGGGAUUAUUGUAGCAAAGACAAUGGGGGACGAAGCAAAGAUCUUUACUCUUUCACAAGUCUCAGAGCACAAUCAAGCUCAUGACUGCUGGAUCGUCAUCAAUGGAAAGGUGUAUGAUGUGACCAAGUUCCUUGAAGACCAUCCUGGUGGGGAUGAAGUUCUCUUGUCUUCAACAGGUAAGGAUGCAACGGAUGAUUUUGAGGACGUGGGUCAUAGCGAGAGCGCGAGAGAGAUGAUGGAACAGUACUGCGUAGGAGAGAUUGAUCCAACAACAAUCCCAAAGAAAACCAAAUACACUCCUCCUAAGCAGCCUCGCUACAAUCAAGACAAGACCUCUGAGUUCAUUAUCAAGAUCCUCCAGUUCCUCGUUCCCCUUGCCAUUCUCGGUUUGGCUGUUGGGAUUCGUAUUUACACAAAGUCAGCGUAGUCUUCUUCUUUUUUUCUUUCUCUGAGCAUUACUCCCACGUAUCUUAUUAUUAUAUACGGAGAGAGAUAAGAGGUUUAAGUCUUUACAGAAGACAAAUCUCGAGGUCUCUCCCUUUGUUCCUCUCUCUGUGCUCCCAUCUUUUGUUGUUUGUAUGUGUUUCUUUAAUGUUGUGAUGAACUUGCGUAUGAACAGCGGUAAUGCAACUGAUAUUGAUCUAUAGUUCAGGUUGUGAAACCAAAGUUUAUGGCAUUGUGUGA